GGCCCUCCUGUCGGGCGUCUUCGCCCUUGGGUUCAACCUGCUGAAGUACGGCAUCGUGCAGCGGCUGUCGGCCACGCACACGGCCUUCGCGGGCAACUUCAACAAGGCGGUCACGAUCGUCCUCGCCAUGGGGUUGGGCCUCGAGCCGUACCCGACAGACGGCUGGGGCUGGCUGAUGGUGGCGUCGUACAUGGGCAACAUCGGUGCCUUCACGGGCUACAACAUCGCGAAGCUCCAGUUUCUCCAGCCUUCCAGGGAGGAGGACCUGGGCAGCCCUCUGGACUCCGACGAGAAGGAGCCGCUGCACCACCCUGAGAGCACCGCGGACGACCUGGAGGAGAAGCACAGCUCCUCCGAGGACGACGAGUGGGAGUCGCAGGCCAUGGUCACCCCGGACGGCGGCUGCCUCUGCUCCUUCGUGGGCGGCGGCCCGCAGAAGGCGGCCGUCAUCGAGGGCUACAGCGGCCCCGCGGCGCAGCCGCUCACCGGGGGCCCUGGGCACGCUGCGAAAGGUGGCGGCUUCGGGGGCUCCGCAGGCAGCCCGUGACGGCACUGGCCCUUGGCCCGCGCGGGCGCGGCUUGCGCCGCGCGGGCGGGCGAGCGCCGGGUGGCAGCCCCACUAGCGCGGCGCCCCGGCGCGCGCGCGGCGAGCCGCCCCGCCCCUGGCCCCCCGCAAGUGAUGGGGCAGCGCUGGGGAUGGCGCCGCUGCGCUCUUCGGCCGCGUGCUCGGAACGAUCGCAGUUCAGAGGAGGAAGGAGGAGGAGGCCCGCGCCGCUGGGCUCCUCACAGGGAGCCCCCCGCCGCCAGGCCGCGCCGGGGCCCACGGGCCCGGCCCGCGAGGCCGCGGCCGCGGCCGCGCCCUCCCGCCCGCGGGCUCUCGGUGGGGCCGUGCUCGCGCGCCGUACCUUGCCGCGGCGUGCCCCGCCGCGGCGCGGCGAGGGGGCGGCCGCGCCCUCGACGGGGGAGGAGCGACGAGGAUGGGGCCCGGAAACGGCGGAGGACGAGGAGAGGCGACAAUAUGUGUGGCCAUAGUGCAGUGCAGUGCGUUCGGGGCUUUAGGAGCAUUGUUACUCCUCUGUGCCCUUCGUGUGCAGAAGCGCCUAUGGUCCUUUAUUGCUAUGCGACCUCCUAAUCUUCCGGCCAGGUAGGAUCACAUAGCCCUUCCGUUGUAUAGAUUCCUCGCCACACGCUGCAACCGUGUCUUCAGCGCUACCCAGUGUUCCGUGCCCCUCUCACCCCUCUCUUGUCCAGCUGCCUGCAGCACCUCCCGCGACCGAUUCCCCGCUCCCUUUCUCC
Prorocentrum cordatum is the source of this 1296-nucleotide messenger RNA. NCBI's taxonomy places the organism in Eukaryota, Dinophyceae, Prorocentrales, Prorocentraceae. The record is from the annotation of a GenBank genome assembly.